Phlebotomus argentipes is the source of this 1504-nucleotide messenger RNA. RefSeq names its product solute carrier family 52, riboflavin transporter, member 3-B. Lineage: Eukaryota; Metazoa; Arthropoda; Insecta; Diptera; Psychodidae. Gene Ontology annotation, biological process: riboflavin transport. The coding region runs from base 148 to 1476 and encodes 442 amino acids. Gene Ontology annotation, cellular component: plasma membrane. The transcript is spliced from 2 exons. Gene Ontology annotation, molecular function: riboflavin transmembrane transporter activity. The record is from RefSeq and is a predicted model, not a curated record.
GAUUUGCGUGUGUUAGUCAGCAGCAAUCGAAAUUUGGAGACAAUUCAUGAGCUUGGGGAACAGUCGGUGGAUGUGGGCCAGUGACACGCGCGAUCUCCUCCAAGAGAGGAGUACUUUGCUCCCGGCUUAGUACUUUCUGUCGAAACCAUGAGACUGACGUCAUACAAAUCAUUCUUGCACGAUAGAAAAGUGCUGGUAGACUUCCUUGCCAUCCUAUUUGGCAUUGGCUCAUGGAUAGGAAUCAACUCUAUCUUCGUGCAGUUUCCUCUGCUCGUGGCAGCAGCACCCGAAGGAUGGGACCUGCCUUCCUUUAUUGUGGUGAUUAUACAACUGGGCAACCUUGGCCCACUCGUCUACACACUCAUCCAGAAGUACUCCACACGCAAGAUUCAGGAUGCCAGUGUGAUUUACGGCAUCCUGGCAGUGGGAUGUGCAGCUGCUCUGGCCAUGUGUUUCGUAUACAACAUUACAGCGACGAUCGGCGGUGUGGAGCGAAGCGUAUGGCUGUUUAUCGUGGUGUUUUUCCUCGCUCUCGUGGGAUGUUCAAGCUCCGUGCUCUUUAUGCCCUACAUGGGACGCUUCAGGGAGAUCUAUCUUAUCACAUACCUCAUCGGAGAGGGCCUGAGCGGCUUUCUGCCCAGCAUCAUGGCCCUAAUCCAGGGUGUUGGCGGGAACGCUCAGUGUGUGUUGAGCAACAACACCCAGGGACAGCCAGAGUAUCAGUUGUACACACCACCGCCUCGCUUCGAGACUGAACAGUUCUUUGCAUUUGUCACCACAUUCAUGUGCGUGAGCCUAGGCGCCUUUAUCCUCUUGGAGAAUCUCAAGCUGUGCAGAAAAGAAUACGUGGCGGUGAAGAUUGAAAAAGGCAACAAGUACACCUAUGAUGAGUCAUCAAAAAUCAACGAAAGCGGGGAACAAUUGACUGUCCAGGAAGACGCUGAAAACACCAGUCUUUCAGUGACAACCUACAGGCUCCUGCUGAUCCUUAUGGCCGUCAUUUGCAUGUUCGGAAAUGGGAUUUUUCCUAGUAUUCAAUCAUAUUCAUGUCUCCCUUAUGGAAAUAUCGCUUAUCACCUGACCGUGACCCUCAGCUCUAUCGCCAAUCCUCUAGCCUGCUUCUUGGCGGUCUUUUUACCCCAUACAUCAAUUCGUCUGAUCUCUAUCCUCACCUCAAUUGCAACUGCAAUAGGGAUUUAUGCUGUCGCCACGGCUGUGAUGAGUCCUUCACCUCCGCUCUUUGGCCAAGUCGGAGGAGAAAUUUUAGUGGUGCUCUCGUGGACGGUGCUAAAUGGUCUUAUAAGCUACAUGAAAUUGUCCAUAACGUCGAUAUUCCGCUUCCAAGGCGGGAAAUCAUUAGUUUGGGUGGGAGGAGUCUCCCAAAUUGGCUCCUUCACUGGAGCCAUUCUUGCUUUUGUACUUAUAAACUAUACCGGCAUUUUUGUAUCUUACACACCCACGUGUCCAGCUCCCUAGACACUACAAUUCACCUGUAUUUUUUUUU